AUGAGUAGAAAGAAAUUGAAUUCUAUUAUUUAUGAGUUAAAUCCGUAUGUGAAUAAACUUUUGAGUUCAUUUAUUAUAUAUGAUUGGGUGCAACCCCACCCGGUUAAUGUGAGCGUAACACACGCGCAUUUGAAGGGCGUGAUACAUGUCUCCAUUUGUACCCUUAACAAUAACAAAUAUUCCAUUCUGAGUGCUCUCUCCAAUCUGAAAUCUCAUUCCCUUGACAAAGUCUCUGAAGCCACAACAAACUUGUUAAUCCCCCCUUUCACUUUGGCACUUGUAUUAAUUGCUUCCAAAAACUCUCUCUCUCUCUCUCUGCCACCAAAUAUGGAUGCGAUCACUGCUUCCUUAGAGAGGUCUCUUCAAAACUGUUCGCUAAACAACAACAACCACCACCACCACCAACAGAACGGAAGGACGGAAAACGAGGGUUCCGCCACCACAAACGCAUCGGCAGAAGGAGGAGGAAGAAGCAUAGGAAUCUCAUCCAGCAGCUCAGAUGAUAAUAAUCAUAUCUCCAACAACAACUCUGACACCACGUUAGAGCUCAACUCUCACAUCUCUCUACCUUACCAUUGGGAACAAUGCUUAGACUUAAAGACGGGAGAGAUUUAUUACUUAAACUGGAGGAACGGGAUGAAAGCAAAAGAGGAUCCAAGAAGAGUGGCAGAAAGGGAUUGUGAAGAACAAGAGUCGGAGGAAGAAGAAGAAGAGAGUUGGUAUGAUGAUAGUGAAGAAUGUUCAUCUGAGUGUUCAACGAAUGAGAGAGAGGUGGUAGAGAAAGAGAAUGGGAAUGUUCUAGUAGUUGCUGGUUGCAAGAGCUGUUUGAUGUAUUUCAUGGUGCCAAAACAAGUUGAAGACUGCCCAAAAUGUAAUGGUCAACUUCUCCACUUUGAUCGAUCCGAAAAUUGCUCCCCUUGA
Molecule: messenger RNA, 921 nt
Organism: Vicia faba (fava bean)
Lineage: Eukaryota; Viridiplantae; Streptophyta; Magnoliopsida; Fabales; Fabaceae
Source: the annotation of a GenBank genome assembly